Messenger RNA from Erinaceus europaeus (western European hedgehog), 1034 nucleotides. It is a transcript of the gene GPHA2, whose product is annotated as glycoprotein hormone subunit alpha 2. The transcript is spliced from 3 exons. NCBI's taxonomy places the organism in Eukaryota, Metazoa, Chordata, Mammalia, Eulipotyphla, Erinaceidae. Gene Ontology annotation, molecular function: hormone activity; hormone receptor binding. Gene Ontology annotation, cellular component: extracellular region. The record is from RefSeq and is a predicted model, not a curated record. Gene Ontology annotation, biological process: cell surface receptor signaling pathway. Bases 599 to 982 code for a protein of 127 amino acids.
GGGGCCACCAAGCCGCCUUGUCUUAGUGAGACCUCCCCACCCCUUUCCUCUGCAGCGGGUCCGGGCAGGGCCGGGCCUGGGGUCGGGAGCCCUGACAGGAGUGUCCUGCCCAGAGUCUCGCGGCAAAUACCCAGGUGGUCCCAACUCGACCCACAGCCUCAGCCGCCCCUCCCAGCUGUGCACCGCACACCCCACUCGGCCCAGCCGGGGACAGAGCAGCCGAGGACCACACCUCAGAGAGGAGCCCAGGCCUGGGAGGCACCCUGCCCUGAAAGCUGAUCUCCCGGGAGGCGUGGCUCCAGGAAGCCCCAGAUAGAAGCCCAGAAGCCGGCACCCGCCCGCUGGAGACCCUGCAAGAGGCACCACAGACAUCCAGCCCUGCAAGUGGUGAGCCCCUGGGGCAGAAGCCCGGGGAGGGGUCUCCAGGCCAAAGUGGGACGGGUGGGAGGCAGACGCCUGCCACCCAGGUCCAGUCACCACAGGGGCAGUCACAGCCAGACGCCCCGUCCCCACCCCACCCAGAGCCUCACAGGCAGAGGGGAGGCAGCCCCACUCAGGCCUUUGGAGAAACCAUCUCCCCACUGUGUCCCAGAGGCCCAUGGCGUCCCCCCACGCCCUGCUGCUCUGCCUGCUGGCCCUGGUGGCCACUGGAGGCCAGGGUCGGCAGGCAGCCCUCCCAGGGUGCCACCUGCACCCCUUCAACGUGACGGUGCGGAGCGACCGCCAGGGCACCUGCCAGGGUGCCCACAUGGCCCAGGCCUGCGUGGGCCACUGUGAGUCCAGCGCCUUCCCCUCCCGGCACUCGGUGCUGGUGGCCAGCGGCUACCGACACAACAUCACCUCCGUCUCCCAGUGCUGCACCAUCAGCCGCCUGCGCAAGGUCAAGGUGCAGCUGCGGUGCGGGGACGGCCGCAGGGAGGAGCUGGACAUCUUCUCGGCCAGGGCCUGCCAGUGUGACAUGUGCCGCCUGUCCCGCUACUAGUGUGUGUCCCCCUUGAGGAGACCCUGGGAGUAUCCAGCUGUGUGCCCGGCUC